AUGGGCAAAUGCUGCAAGUGCAACGGGAGGCUUCUGUGCAUGUGCUUGCUUCCCUGCAUGAUGACUUGCCACCUUCUGAUUUACAUCAUGGUCACCAUAUUCGUCACCAUCUCCUACAUCCCCCCAAAAAUAUCCCUCCAUUAUAUUGCUCCGGGGAUUUCCGCAAACUCCGGUGCUUUGGCCUCUCACCCUCUCAGCCCCUUCUGGAACCUUCAUCUGGAGAACAGUGCAUUGUGGAACCAGUUGCAGCACUCCUUGGACCGUCAGCAUAACCCCAUACUGCGAGGAAAUGCUACCGGGACUCUGAGGAAGCCCAAAGCAAAGCUGUCAAGUCAAAUUGGAGAGGAAUGCCUCUCUGACUGUACGUCACACAAGUGUUCAGAAGCUCGUCGGUAUGAUGUCAGCAACAUGCCAGAACAAAUGAGAGCAUUUGUCAGGUCAAUGCACUGCAGGAGCUACCCAAUCCUUAUCAAUCAGCCCACUACUUGUAAAAGGAACACGACUAAAUCUGGUGGAGAGUAUCCAAUGCUCCUCAUGGCCAUCAAAUCUCAAGUGGGGAACUUUGAAAACAGGCAAGCCAUCCGUGAAACAUGGGGCCGCAAUGGUUUGGUGAAGGGGGAGUCGAAUAAAAAAGGUGAAUUUGUGCGUACUGUGUUUCUGCUUGGAAGGCAGGACUCCAGUACGGGGCCUCACCCGGACUUGAAAAACUUCCUGGAGCUUGAGAACCAGAAAUACGGCGACAUCCUCCAGUGGGAUUUCAGAGAUACUUUCUUUAACCUGACUCUGAAAGACCUGCUGUUCUGGCAUUGGCUUCAGCAUUACUGCCCCACAGCUGUGUUCAUCUUUAAAGGGGAUGAUGAUGUCUUUGUCCGAACUGGUGCUCUACUGGAUUACUUGCACAAGCAACGGCAGGAGCACAACCUGCGGAGAGCUCUUACGAAUAAAACUCACAUCGAUUUAUUUGUGGGGGAUGUCAUCAGUAAUGCAAUGCCAAACCGGAAUCCAUCUACUAAAUACUACAUCCCAGAAAGUUUCUAUAAAGGCUCCUACCCAGCGUAUGCCGGAGGUGGAGGGGUGGUGUAUUCCGUCUCGCUUGCAUUACGACUAAAAGAGGUGUCCAAGAGAGUGCGCCUCUUCCCAAUCGAUGAUGUUUACUUGGGAAUGUGCUUGCAGAGACUUGGGCUCUCUCCAAGCCAUCACCCAGGGUUUUUAACAUUUGAUCUCCCAGAGACAGACAGAGGGAAUCCCUGUGCUCACAAGUCUGUGCUGCUUGUUCACAGACGAAGUCCCAAAGAGAUGUUAGCUUUAUGGCACCAGUUGCACAAUCUGCCCGCUCACUGCUGA
Dunckerocampus dactyliophorus (ringed pipefish) is the source of this 1344-nucleotide messenger RNA. RefSeq names its product N-acetyllactosaminide beta-1,3-N-acetylglucosaminyltransferase 2. Gene Ontology annotation, molecular function: hexosyltransferase activity. The record is from RefSeq and is a predicted model, not a curated record. The transcript has a single exon. NCBI's taxonomy places the organism in Eukaryota, Metazoa, Chordata, Actinopteri, Syngnathiformes, Syngnathidae. Bases 1 to 1344 code for a protein of 447 amino acids. Gene Ontology annotation, cellular component: membrane.